Messenger RNA from Amphimedon queenslandica, 1091 nucleotides. RefSeq lists its product as uncharacterized. The transcript is spliced from 2 exons. NCBI's taxonomy places the organism in Eukaryota, Metazoa, Porifera, Demospongiae, Haplosclerida, Niphatidae. Bases 213 to 830 code for a protein of 205 amino acids. The record is from RefSeq and is a predicted model, not a curated record.
CGUAGCCAGACCCAUCCCCCUUUUUGAUAAUUGGACGGCGGGGGAAGGGUCUGGUGGAAUGAGCAAUGCCCACUCAUUUUUGUUGCCACCAGACUUCCGGUGGCCCGACCAGAACCACGUGUUUUAUUUAUAGCAUGCGUCAUUAUUCAUCAUCACUUAGACAAGAGCUAGAGCUGCUUGAGACUGUGGAGAAGUGCUAUCGCUAGCUCGCUAUGAGUUGCUUGUUUUGUAAGGCCGAUGUGAAGAAAGGUGCAGGUAAAAAGAAAAGAAAACUCAUCUUUGGGAAGAAGUCUGAGCAUGUCUUAAGCAUCCUUGAUAGCCUGUGCUUAUUUUAUUAUAAUAGAAAGUUCUCUGAUGCACAGCCAGUGAAUCACGACGAGCGGCUUUGGGUCUGUCACAGGUGCAUAGGAACUAUAAUGGAUUUACCAGUACUUUUACAAAGAGUUGCUGAUCUGAAGAAUAAUAUCCUUUGCUUUGUAAAGAACAGUGGGCUACUACCAGAAGCUCGAGCAGAAGCUGCAUCACUAAUUCCACCUGCUGAAUCUGAUGAUGUUGCCGCUUCAAGUGAGAAUGAAGAAUCCAGUCCAACAACACCCGCAGCAAGUGCUAAAGACAGCUCAGUUUUAGGCAAGAGAAAGAGAUCAGAUGGUUCUGUUGGAGUUGCUGUGGACAUUGAUUUUCCAUCAAGCAAAAAAAGGAUUCAGGUCAAAUCACCAUGGUCAAGUUUGAAUGUGAGAAGGAUACUCAACAAAAGUUAUAAUUCUCUUUCAUCAUCAAUUGCUACAUCAGAUCGGACACAAAAUGAAACUAUAGCUUCACUUAGUUAUUAGAAAGGAAAUGAAAGAUAUUUGUUCCCUGGACCAAGCUUCAAUUUUAAUGGAUGACGUGGAAGCCUUAAGGCAUUUCAGCUGGGAGAGUAUUUGGCUAGAGUUGAAGAGAUAUGUACCAACAAUAGUCAAAGUUUUAGUUGGCAUUCUAUCAGAUAGCAAAGAAGCACACAAGAUCAUUUCCUUGAUUGUUUGCAUGUUACUUAAAAACAGGUUUUCAAAAAUGUCCCUAUUGCAACGUGCCAUUUCAAUAAUGCUAUAUGC